UCGCCCGGCCUCUACCUGGCCGUGCUGGGGCAGGUCUUCGACGUGCACCGCGGCCGCGAGCACUACGGGCCGGGCGGCGCCUACAGCGGCCUGGCGGGCAGAGACGCGUCCCGGGCCUUCGUGACGGGAGACUUCUCGGCGCGGGGGCUGGUGGACGACGUGUCGGGGCUGCCGCCGCGGGACGCGCCCGCGCUGCGCCGCUGGCUGCGCUUCUACCAGCAGCAAUACGACCUCGUGGGCAAACUGGUGGGAAGGUUCUAUGAUGAGAACGGGGCACCCACAGAGGCUCUGAAACAAGCAGAGGCCCUCAUUGAAGAAGGCUUGAAGCUUAAGGCACAAAGUGAAGAGGAGAACCAGCAAUUUCCACCUUGCAACUCUGAAUGGAGCUCAAAUGGUGGCAGCAGAUUCUGGUGUUCCAAACAAAGUGGAGGAGUGAAGAGAGACUGGAUCGGUGUACCGAGGAAGUUUUACAAGCCUGGAUCCAAAGACAGUUAUUGUGUGUGUGUGCGAACUACUGGGCCUCCUUCUGGGCAACUGGAUUACAGUGAGCAUAAGGACAGAGGUGACUUAGACAAUCCUCACUUGCAAGAAUAUGAAGGGUGCCAUCCACUAGCAGGCUGGUGUGCUCUAACAGACUGAGUUAAAAUAAGCUUUUUGGCCCCCGAAGUGAAACAAGUUUGAAAGGGCUAAGGGCACAAAAAGCACUUUGAAUUUUCUUGUACCUUAAAAAUAUGGAUCACAAACCAGUUUGUAUAAGCAUGUGCAAAUAAAUGAAAGAACCACACUAUACAGGGUGUAUGAAUGAAAAAUACGUGGUGAAAGAGGAAGACUCCUACUUCCAUAUUUGUUUCAACAUUGUUUCUCACUGGUUGGAAGCAAAUGUUAGGAAUUUGCCAUCGAAUCCAUAUUUAGAAACGGUUACUCUUGGUUAUGCAAGGAAAAACAGAAGCGUGGAACUGUAGCUAUGGAAGGACUGUGCUGCAUUCAAAGGAAUUAACCAGCACAUCAGUACACUGGGAGCUCAUUUAACUUACAGAAACAUGCAAAUGAAACUCCUCCCCACUACCCCCAAAGCAGGAGUUUUGCAGUAGAAUCGUUUGCAGUGCUCACUUGCAUUCUGUCAGCAGCACCAUCACCUCCAUGGCUCAGGACAAGGCCUUGUGUGUGGGAGGUCUCUUUCACAAACAUGCUAUUUGGCAUCCAGUGUCCUGUGCAGUUAUACAAAAGCAGUGCUUAUCAAGUGCAGAAGGUACACUGG
Molecule: messenger RNA, 1258 nt
Organism: Gavialis gangeticus (Gharial)
Lineage: Eukaryota; Metazoa; Chordata; Crocodylia; Gavialidae
Product: neuferricin
Exons: 3
Cellular component (GO): membrane; endomembrane system
Source: RefSeq, a predicted model, not a curated record